Polychytrium aggregatum is the source of this 3067-nucleotide messenger RNA. RefSeq lists its product as uncharacterized. The record is from RefSeq and is a predicted model, not a curated record. Lineage: Eukaryota; Fungi; Chytridiomycota; Chytridiomycetes; Polychytriales. The transcript is spliced from 6 exons. Bases 296 to 2980 code for a protein of 894 amino acids.
CCGCCCCAGCCAUCGGACAGUGCUUUGCACCGGCCGCUGCUGGCCGAUCCACAUCGCCUCCUGGACACCUUUCCGUCGUUGGCCAGAGGCAGGUGCAGCGUCCGCCAGACCCGUCCACGCCAGCGCCCGACUGCCAGCCCCCGAUCGAUAUCCAUGGGGCAGGAAUAGGGGGGGGGGCGGUUUUUGGAUACUUGGCUCUCCGGUACUGCUUUGCUCCGACACAAGACUCACAAGGCUCGUCUGCAACAGACCACUUUCCUAUAGAUCCCACCACCCACCCACCCACUUGCCCAGCAUGCUCGCGGGCAUCUUCAAAAAGACCAAAACCUGCGCAUCAUGCACCAAGAAAAUCUCGUUUCGGGACAAGAUGGUGCCCCUGAGCGGCCGGUUCUACCACGCCGAGUGCAUCCUCGUCUGCAACGACUGCACGUCCGUCACCGACAAGCAGUACAGUCUCAGUGGUCUCGACGGCGUCCCGCUGAUUCUCUGCGAGAUAUGCUACUCGACCCGCAUCAAGUCCCGGAUCCAUGAUCUUUCGACGGCGCCGCAAUGCCGAAGCUGCCAGCGACCCAUCCUGCUGGAACUCCCUGUGGAGAUCUCUGGGGCCCACCAUGGCCCUGAGAACGCUUCCGAGACUGAGCUAUGGCACGCCGCUUGUCUGAACAUUCAUCAGAAAUGGAGGAUCCAGGUCUCGGACUCGAUCACCUCCAGCAUUGCAUAUUACCAGGAGAACUAUGAGCCCCACUGCCGAAAAUGGGAAAAGAGUGUCGCGGCCAUCUGGGAAACCUUUGUGAAGUUCGAAGCACUCAUCAACGAAACCCAGGCCGAGAUUCUGCAGUGGCUAAAGGAGACAUCCGAUUCGGCCACGCUUCCGCGGGUCGCAUCGCCGGCAUUCACUCUGGCCUCUGGCACCGGCACCGGCACCGGCACCGACACUGAGAGCGAAGCAGCCUUUGAGAUCGGACCCAAGACCAUCGUCAGAGAGAUCAAGGCCAUGUUUGAGCUGCUGAACGAAAUGGACGUGGCGAGCCAUCGCAUGUCAUGUCCAGAAGAGGACGUCCGCAAUGCCCGCAAGACCCUCAAGUCGUUCAUGCGACACUUUUGCGGCUUUCUCCGGGAAUUCAAAGAGCGCUCGCCGGCCGAGAGCAGCCUGGACGAGUUGCGCGACGCCAUCUCGCAGAUAUACGAGCCUAUUCAUGGCCUCGUCAAACAGAUGGUUGUGUGGAUGCUCCUGCUCUAUGGCAAGGACGAUGCGAUGGACCAUGAGUGUGCUUCCCAGGCGAUCCAGCGCAUAUCUGAUACCAUCCAGGCAACGCCCCUGAAAACGCCUGCUUCGUCGAUGCACUCAUCGUCCGAGCUGGACCUGUGUCUGUCUCCAGUCUCUCUGCAAUCCCAUGGUUUUACAUAUGGCCAAGCACAAGUCGGAUCUCGAUCGGCUAGCCCAAGGUCGGUUGUGGAAAGCCCCGGACGGAGACACAAGAGAUCGCUGAGCGACCGGUGCAGCCACGCAGCGGGGCCGGCCUGUAGCCACGACAUCGUCCCCGGGUACUCUGCCGGAAAGGGCAGCGACAGACUACAGCUGACCCGAGAGUACAGCUGGAUCGAGGCCCAGCAAAAUCUUUUGGAGCGCUACCCGCCCUACAGCUACGAAAGCACCCAUGUCGACACAAUCGGAUCAGAAUAUACCCUUUCAGAUUCGCAGGACGACCGACUGGCUCAAGACUUUCCGCUCCCGCCUGUACCGCCGACCUAUUAUGAGUCGUAUCAGCGCCAGUGCCAGUCGACCAAGAACAAGAACACGCGGUUCCCGUUCAAGAUCUAUCGGUCGAUUGCGAGCGAGAACAUGCCGCAUAUGUUCAAGAUGUAUACCCAGGCGGCAGUGAUUCCGACACCGCCCGUGGCCGAGUACGCGAUGGCCAAGUAUUGCAGUCGCUCGGACUCGCUCACAUAUACUCAACCACCGAAGAGGGACUUUGAGCAGUGCACCAUAACCACCCAGACCACCUUGAGCGACGAGGCUGGGGAGCCUGAGCCGGAGCCUGAGCCGGAGUCGGAGCCGGAGCCGGAGCCGGAGUCGGAAUGCAAGGACGAAUACGAAUAUGAACACGGAUCUGGACAUGAUCACGAACAUGGCCGCGAUCGCCAACGUGAACUGGAACAUGAAGGUCAAGGUGAAUCUGAGCAUGAAGAUGGGCGCCGUAGAGAGUCGCCGAGACCGACCAACCUGCCCGCACAUGCAUACACCCUGCCGGCCGAGCAGGAGCAAGAGCCCGCCGUCGCUGCCGCUCAAUGGGGCGAUGAUUUGGAUGAGCUACAUCAACCACGGGUGAUGCAGCCAUAUUCAUCCGCCCAAGCUUCAUUCAAGCAUCACGAUCGUCAAGAAAGUCCCAGUCUUGCUCCCCAAGCCCCCGCCGACGCCUACGACAGCGAUCAUAGUGCCGACGAUGUAUACGAGGACGCCCGCACAAUUCCCCAUAGCAUCAGGAGCGGCGAGCUUACCGAUACCAGUCUCCCAGAGAUGGACUUUGGGCCACGUCUUUCGACGUGCAUGAAGCUUGAUGUCGAGUCGAUCUUGAAGAGCUCGAGCGCUGCCUCGAUGUCGGAGAGGAACCAUGGUGCAGACUAUCUUGCAAGCGAGUCCGAAAACAGCUCGAAAAGUACGGAGCCGGCCUCAAGCCCAGCAACAUCCUUCCGCCGACCGAUGAAUGCCAUCGACCCUCGCUUCUCGGGAAUCGCGAUCGAGAAACUAACGCACAUGGCGGCGGUGACCACACAACGAGACGAUGCCAAGGGAGUCGAAUGGGCCGAGAUCUUGAAAUCCCAGGAUAUUUUUAUGCUUUCGGACCUGAGCUACCUGGACGACGCCGACUGGCCGCUGCUGGGACUGACCGUCUUUGCCCAGCGUGCCGUGCGACUAUGCUGGGACGGCGUGCGAGAAGGCCGGAUAGAUGUUGAGCGUUGGGGACGGGAGUUACUCUGAUUUCGGCUGCUGUAUUUUCUCAUCCUUCUUCCGGUCCUUCUGGAUCAUGAAUACACGCGGCCGUGGCCGAGUGCGAUAUCCCUUUGA